AUGAACAAAGACCCGGACGCCGACACGAGCGCUGCACCGAGCACCGACGCCGAGACCUCCGGGAACCACGCCGCUUCGCACCCCAGCUCUCCGGCGACCGCUCAUCGCCCCGUUCCCGGCUCCGCUCCGCACCCUGCUGACCCCGAGAGCAGCAGCGCCCUCCACAACGCUUCCGACGCCAUCGCCAUUCCAGAGGCCACCCAACCACGUGGCUGCAGCACAAUGGCGACUCCUCCGAGCAACAUCCCCGUUUCAAGUGGGAAAAUGAGCAGGAAUUUUCAGGAGGCCACGGCAGCCGCUAAGGAGGAGUUUGUGGCGUUCUUCCCCCAAGUUGUCAGGGAUCUGACCGAAGAUGAGCUCCAUAGUCCAGAAGUAGCCGAUGCCGUUGGCAGACUGAAAGAAGUCAUAGAAUACAAUGCUGUAGGUGGGAAAUACAAUCGGGGUCUGACCGUUAUGGCCGCCUUCCGUGAGCUGGCUGGGCCAGGCCAGCAGGAUCAGAAGAGCUUCCAGAGGGCUCUGGUUGUCGGCUGGUGCAUCGAGCUGCUGCAGGCUUUUUUCCUGGUGGCAGACGACAUCAUGGACUCUUCACUCACACGCCGGGGCCACCCCUGCUGGUACAAAAAGGAAGGAAUUGGCUUGGAUGCCGUGAACGAUUCUUUCUUGAUCGAGGCCAGCAUCUACCGGCUCCUGAAGCGGUACUGCCGGGGCCAGCCGUUCUACCUCAACCUGUUGGAACUGUUUCUCCAGACUUCGUACCAGACUGAGUUAGGCCAGGCUUUGGACCUUAUGACUGCACCCCAAACCCAGGUGGACCUCAACCGCUUCACGGAACAGAGGUACAAGACGAUUGUUAAAUACAAGACGGCAUUCUAUUCCUUCUACCUACCAGUGGCUGCUGCGAUGUACAUGGCAGGCAUUGAUGGUGAAGAAGAUCACGCUCAUGCCAAGGCCAUCUUGCUGGAGAUGGGGGAGUUCUUUCAAAUCCAGGAUGACUUCCUCGAUUGCUUCGGGGAUCCCAACGUGACUGGCAAGAUCGGCACUGACAUCCAAGACAACAAAUGCAGCUGGCUGGUAGUGGAAUGUUUGAAACGGGCCUCCCCAGAGCAGAGGCGCCUUCUAGAGGAGAAUUACGGCCAGAAGGAUCUGGAGAAGGUGGCUUGUGUGAAGCAGCUCUACGAGGACCUGGGCCUGCCCGCUGUUUACCAGGAGUACGAGGAGAGCAGCUACCAGCGCCUCUCGGCCCUCAUCAGCCAGCACGCCGUCCGCCUGCCCGCCCAGAUUUUCUUCGGCCUGGCCCAGAAGAUCUACAAGCGGCAGAAGUGACCGCCCUGUCCGUUAGCGGGGAAGCCAGAUGGCGGCUUCCUGUUUCCGCCAAGGCCUGAGACCUCACUUAGUGCAAUGGAGGGGGAGGGGUAACCUAGAUACCGGUGCUUUGAAGGGGCUCUUUGUACUCAGGAAGGGGCAAAUAGUUCCAGAGCUGUUCCGUGAAGCUCGUGUCUACACUGUAACCAGUCUGAGGUUUGUGGAGCUGUUGUAAAUCCUCUGGUCUCUUGCUGAGGGAUUCUCUUUAUGCUGGGAAUAUUCGUGUUUUGAGAAUUCUGGAGAGGGCAGUAGAGGGGUGGGGGGGGUUGAAGACUUUAGUUCUCAAAGGUUUUUUGUUUUGUUUCGAGGCUGAAUGUGAAACGGGACUAAAGGUGCUGUCGAGAGGUUCUGGUUUUCCUUGGCUAGCUGGGGUGUGUGUGUGGCCACGCUGCCUCACCCCCGACCUGGGGUGGGCAUUCUUCCCACACCUUGCACAUUCUCAGAAAUGGUAGUAGCUACUUCUCUCCCUGGAAUGCAGGAGCAUGUCUUUUUUUUUACAGCCUGAAUGUCAACCGCCUGUCUUUCCUCUCUGAAUAAGCCUAUGAUGAAACAGGCCACCCAGAAAGAGAUCCCCCACCCCACAAUAUCCUCUGGGAAGGGGAAAAAAGGGUUUUCUUUCUCUUUGGAUCUGUACCUCUGUUUCCCAUGAACUGCCUGCCUCUUCCUUCUUUCCCUUUUUCUGGGGUCGGAGGCAAGACGACACCCUCCUUACCUGAACACAGGGGUCUCCUUCCCUCUUUGUUGUUGAGUUGGAAAAGGAUGUGGCCUGCCCCUUUAACUGCCCAUCCCGAAAACCAGCAGACUCCCGUCCAUCUUAGGGGCCAGCAGGAGUAUGGAAGAUUCUCUCAUCUCUUCUUGAGGAGCUGCUGGGAGAGAAAGUGAUUCUUGGGAGGGAGGGGAGAUUUCCUGUGCACCUGUCUGUUACUCUCUUGGUUAGGGGCCGUGGCAAAACCGAGCAUUCAGGCUGAAGGAAGGCAUUUCUAGUAAUAAAUUAUUUUUGAAAA
Gekko japonicus is the source of this 2366-nucleotide messenger RNA. It is a transcript of the gene FDPS, whose product is annotated as farnesyl diphosphate synthase. Gene Ontology annotation, cellular component: cytoplasm. The record is from RefSeq and is a predicted model, not a curated record. The coding region runs from base 1 to 1323 and encodes 440 amino acids. The transcript has 10 exons. Gene Ontology annotation, molecular function: dimethylallyltranstransferase activity; (2E,6E)-farnesyl diphosphate synthase activity. Gene Ontology annotation, biological process: trans, trans-farnesyl diphosphate biosynthetic process. NCBI's taxonomy places the organism in Eukaryota, Metazoa, Chordata, Lepidosauria, Squamata, Gekkonidae.